AGCCUAGCAACUACAACUCCUCACAAGCCUCAUAAGCCAGCAGCAAUAUUUGCCAGAUUCUCUCACAUUCCCAUCAAAAUUUCAUCACUUCAAAGUUCAAACACUACCCAAGAUCACUAACUAGCUCUGUUUUGUGCUUUAAAGAUCUUUGGUACCCACAUUUUACACUAAUCAGCACAACUAGUUACAUUGAAAAGAGUCUGUCAAAGACCCAUAACCGGCUUCAAAAUUUUGGGAUUAAGGUCUGAUUGUUGUUAUUGUUAAUACUUGUUCAAUCGUGGUUCUUGAGGCUCAAUGGAUCGCAUUGUGAAAAUUGCAUCGCAAAAGGCAGUGGUGAUCUUCAGCAAGAGCUCAUGUUGCAUGUGCCAUGCAAUUAAAAGACUAUUUUAUGAGCAAGGAGUCAGCCCAGCAAUUCAUGAACUUGAUGAAGAUUCUAGAGGAAGAGAAAUGGAGUGGGCUCUGAUGCGACUAGGGUGCAACCCUUCAGUUCCAGCAGUGUUCAUUGGGGGUAAAUUUGUGGGCUCAGCUAAUACGGUCAUGACCCUUCAUUUGAAUGGUACUCUAAAGAAAAUGCUCCGAGAAGCUGGAGCUUUAUGGCUUUAGCAACAUUUUCCUUCACAACCCUAGUACUAAAUGUUCCAAAUAAGGUUAACUCAGUUGGUUUUUCUUUUCUUUUCCUUUUUUUUUCCCUACUUUUUUCACUUAGACCCCGCGGCUCCUGCAAGUACAUUGUAUGGAAAAUAAUCUAUAUGUAGAGUCUGAAAUGUAGUUUCUAUAUGAAAUUCUCAGUUUUACGUGAAAACUUGUAUUAAG
Molecule: messenger RNA, 813 nt
Organism: Quercus lobata
Lineage: Eukaryota; Viridiplantae; Streptophyta; Magnoliopsida; Fagales; Fagaceae
Product: Glutaredoxin family protein
Exons: 1
Coding region: 295-603 (102 amino acids)
Source: RefSeq, a predicted model, not a curated record